Molecule: messenger RNA, 4041 nt
Organism: Silurus meridionalis
Lineage: Eukaryota; Metazoa; Chordata; Actinopteri; Siluriformes; Siluridae
Gene: palm1a
Product: paralemmin 1a
Exons: 9
Coding region: 331-1479 (382 amino acids)
Biological process (GO): regulation of cell shape
Cellular component (GO): membrane
Source: RefSeq, a predicted model, not a curated record
GCUCUCCUUUUAGCACCUGGGCGGAUGAAAAUAGCCUGAAAAAUCCAUCCACCCUGAAGUCCUCACACCCCGACACAAGGGGACAGGACAAACUGGACUAGGCAAUGAGAAGCUCUGGACACGGAAUCAUCUGAUUUCGGCUGUGCUGAGAUUUGAAGGAUCUGACCAGGCUGCUGAGGCAGUGCAGCAGACACACAGAAGACGGAGAGGAGAUCCAGAGUCACGUUGAUGUGGUAGAGCAUUUCAGAAAAGAAACAGAAGAAACCGCACCAGUUAAAGCCACAGCAACACGCGGACUGUACCUGGGGGACGCAUUUCCACACUGCAGCGAUGUCUGAGGCGUUGUCACAGCAGGAAAGGCUCCAGGCUAUAGCAGAGAAGAGAAAGAAACAAACAGAGAUAGAAAACAAAAGAAGGCAACUGGAGGAUGACCGCAGGCAGCUGCAGCACCUGAAGUCGAAGGCUUUGAGGGAGAGAUGGCUGCUAGACGGAGCGCCUUCUGCUGGCUCGGAGGAAGACGAAGCGACGAAACAGCUUCAAGAAGAUGAGGCCAAGACUAAAGGACUAGAGGAAGCUAUUAUGAUACUGGAACAGGAACUGGAGGAGUUGGAGACCGGCGUCUCAGCAACAUCCACCAAAGAAAACCUGUCGGAUGCAGUUGAGCAGGAAGAAACCGAGACCCUGGACAACAUGGUCACAGGAGACUUCGUUAAAGAGGUCAGAGAGAUCAAAGUUCACGUCAGCCCUCGUCUGGAGAAAUCCAGGGGUGACUCUGACAUGAUGAGAGCAGCCAUGUACUCCGUAGAGAUCACAAUCGAGAAGGACCUGGUCACAGGCGAGACCAAAGUCUUGUCCACCAACACACUACUGCCCAAAGAUCUCUCUCAUCAGGGGAUCAAAGUGUAUGAGGAUGAACAGAAAGUGGUGCACGAGGUGCGUGGGUCUGACGGUCCACUGACUAACGGCGUGCACCAGCUCAGCUCGUCCGAGGUGGAGGAUCUUAUCCACAAGGCCGACGAGGCCUCCAUGAGCGACGGUAAAGCCACACCCCAGCAUGCGGCGGAAGCAGGCGAGAAGCUCAAAUCAGGAACAGAGAAGGUAGUGGUUACUCCGGUUAAAGAGAUCACCGGUGUAGAAGCCAAGCCAUCACCGGCCAUGUCCCAGGCUGAAGUAAAUGAUGCCAGUGCGGAGAAACCAGUCACGAUGGUGUUCAUGGGCUACCAGGACGUGGAGGACGAAGAUGAGACGAAGAAGGUCCUCGGGCUUGAAAGCACCACAGUUAAGGCCGAGCUGGUCGUCAUUGAGGAUGGAGAAAAUAAGAACGAAGCCAGGGAGGAGCAGGCACCACCCAACGGAGGCCCAGCUGAGCCAGCAAAAGCCCAGGAGGAGAAAGGAGAAGAGAAAGGUGAACCUGAGGCUGGCACCGCAGAAAUUAAAAGCAAAGAAAAGCAGCCUUGCAAAUGCUGCUCCAUCAUGUAAAAAAAAACCUCCUUUACAGAGAAACUUGGACCUUUUGUUUCUCGGAUCGGUGCAUCGCGUCACCUAACAGACAAAAUAACCCCAAGUAAAAGAGAGGAGAGAAAACAUCUCGUACCUUUUUGGUAGAAAGCUCUUGUUUUCUUACUUCAUUUGUACCAAUUUUAUAUUUUACUUUCAAUUUUUUUUCUCAUUUUAUUUGAGUUGCUCCUGUUACAUUCUUUAGCCUCCUCUGGUUCUGGUUCAGUUGAAGAUAAAAACCUGUUAAAGGAGUUGCAUCUGAUACCUUCUGCAUCGAUUAACAAACGCUUUCCUGUUUCAUCUUUGCGUAUGGGGGACUCCGAUAUCUCUAUAUGAUAUACACUAUAUGAAUCAGUUGUUUUUAAUAUAUAUUUAUUUUGUGUUUAUUUUAUCCAGCACCCUAACGGUUUUCUUUUGGAGAUGCAUGACCAUGUCCUGUUAUUGCAUUAGAUCUUUCUCAGUGGGUUUCAGGAGGAGCGUGUGAGAGCGAGUGGGGGAGUGUGAAGGCUGAUCCAUUAAUGACAAAUUGUCCAUAAUAAUCCAUUAAGGAAUAGUGGGUGAAAUGGGAUUUCAGUAGAAGUCAGAACAUUUUUUUGUUUUGCUGCAGACCCUCAUAUUUAUUAGUACAAGAUGUUUUAUUGCAUCACACAACUGCAUCCGCUAGUCACCUACACACACACACACACACUCACACACACACACAUCUGGUAUUUUGUCUUAGUAAGAUACAUAGAGUACUACACAUUACUACGUCACACAGUAUCAGAGAUUUAACCGAUUUAUUACUAAAGUAUAUUUUCCCCCAUAUACAGUAUUUUCUUCACUUUCCCUCCACUGCACCUUUUCAGAAAAAUCUUAACUUUAAGUGUAUAAUAAAGGCACUGCCUUUUUUUUUUGGUGGAUUCAGGAUUUUAGUAGUUUAUAUUAAGCCUAAGAAUCAAACUGGCUUCCUGUACAUGCCAAUAUACACUGCCUUUAGUCUCCUCUCAGGCAGAUCAUCCACGUCUGUGCUGGAACCUAUGCAAGAACACUCGUACGCAAAUCCUGAUAUGAUUAGAGGCGAUUACAUGAAUAUUUAUAGUAAAGAAAGAAGCGCUGGUGUUCGUAUCCCACGCAUUCAAACAUCUGAUGCUGAAUAGAGUAAAUUAUACAGUAGAUUGGAGUCAAAACAAUACUUCCACAUCGUUUUCUUUCUUUUUCUUAGAAAAUAAAUUGUCACCCUUUAACCUAUUUAUGUCAAAUCCUUCAGUGUGUAAGAAACAGCCUGGUAUUAUCCUCUGAGAACUCAUUAAGUGGUGCUAAUCAGUCUGAACCCUCACGCAGCGACGGUCGACGCUUUAUGCAACAGCAAGGCGAAACUCUCCCAACACGAGCUCUGAGCACCGUAUCGCAGCAUCGCAGGUGCACCUUAACUUUUAUUUUUGUAUUCGUGUGUGUUAACAGAUUUUUUAUUGCUAGUGGUUUGCGUCGUUUAAUUCGUUAAUUAUCUGUAACACAAUAGUCAAGUGCUUUAUCAGAUAUCCUAAUCGUAUGUAGGAGUGGGAAGCUUUUUCAGGAGGUAGUCUGGAGGUAAAUGGUGGCUCUGAAGUGUGAAAGUGUGUCCGUGUGUGUUGUUGUGUGUGUGUGUGUGUGAUUGUACGUGUGUUCUCCUUUCACUACAGCAACAUCACCAGUUCUGCGGAGAAGAUUUUUUUCGGGUGCCUUGUGGCUCUCGUUGAGGUUCACUUUGAGUUUCCUGUUAAUUUGGGUGUCAAUCAUGUGAUUUUUCCACUGAAAAUAAUAUUCCAUCACCUGCUUUAUUCCUUUUGAAAUGAGUUUUAGAGUCCAGCUGCACAAACAUGACCAAGUGCUGAUCCCUAAUCUUAACCCCAACCCAAACCUAGAGUUAAUCUGGGCUUCCUCCUCUUCCCAUCACCCUGACUCUCACAAAACACUCAACACCAUCACAAGACCUCAGUCUUGCUCAGCAGCGCUCCCUACUGUCUGUCAGUACUAACAUUCCAGUUCAGAAGAUUGCUUUUUCCACGGCCUGAAUGCCUUCUUGCCCUGCCCUCUUUGCCAGGGCAUUUUCUCUUUAUACAUGUGCAUGCUUUUUUAUAGCUAUAUAUCGAUCAUUAUAUCUUCAUAUCCAUAUUCAUCAGUCAUUAAAGUCUCCUCCUCCUCCUCCCUGUAGCUAAAGCCUUGUCCUGUAUCAUCCAUAAUGUUCGUCCAUGUAUUUAUCAUAGUGUCUCGGAGCAUGAUGAGUGAAAGUGUGAUAGUCGUACAGAUGAGGUCACUUCCUGUCUUGGAGCAAAGCUCUCAUCUACUUCUGCUACGUUUUUCUUCCUCAGAAGGACAGACCUUUUUUUUUUUUCAUUUCCACCUGGGAAUGUGUGUGUGUGUGUGUGUGUGUGUGUGUGUGUGUGUGUGUGUGUGUGUGUGUGUGUGUGCUCCCACUGCCACGGCUCUGUGCGCUUUCUCAGCUGUGAAGGUCUGCUUUCCUAAUGAAUUGAAAGUGCUGUAGAACCAAUUUUAGUCCAGAUAUUAAAAUGUGAUGUGCUUUAA